CCGCCAUUUUGGAUUCAUUUUUGUGGUUGCAGAAACGCUGCCGUUUCCACAGAGAGACCUUCCGUUCAACACGACCGACUGUAUAACUCGAAAUUUUUUAAAUUGACGCGAUGCCUAAAUCCAAGGAAGUGCUGUCUUCAACAUCCAGCAGUGAUUCAGACAGUGAAGCUGACACAAAGGCCAAACGGAAGAAGCAAAUGACAGAGAAGCCAGCAAAGAAACAGAAGAGUGGGGAGUCAUCAAAGACAUCCGGCGCAUCUAAAAGCGGCGGAGGCGGUAGCAAUAAAAAAGAUAAUAUGUUCCAGAUAGGGAAGAUGAGAUACGUGAGUGUGCGAGAGUUCAAAGGGAAAGUCCUCAUCGAUAUCCGCGAGUACUGGAUGGACCAGGAAGGUGAAAUGAAACCGGGAAAGAAAGGGAUUUCUCUGAACCCGGAGCAGUGGACCCAGCUGAAAGAGCAGAUUGAUGACAUCGACGAUGCCUUGAGGAGAAUAUAAAAGCUGUUCACGAGGCGUUCACUGCUUCUUUCCUCCAUCUGGAUUUCACUUACGUUUUAUAAGUCGGAUUAACAGUACCGUAGUGUGAAUUUUCCGAUUAGGUUUUAGUGUAACGAUUAUCGUAUUUUUCUAUUUCUUUGUGUUUUUAUUCUACUGAUGAAGCAACUGAGAAGCUACACAUUGUCCAUGGUGGGUAUGGUUUUAACUUGUGCUCAUUUUUUGUACAAUAAAGAUGACGGGAAACCAAAA
Neoarius graeffei (lesser salmon catfish) is the source of this 743-nucleotide messenger RNA. It is a transcript of the gene sub1a, whose product is annotated as SUB1 regulator of transcription a. Lineage: Eukaryota; Metazoa; Chordata; Actinopteri; Siluriformes; Ariidae. Gene Ontology annotation, biological process: positive regulation of transcription initiation by RNA polymerase II. The coding region runs from base 111 to 494 and encodes 127 amino acids. Gene Ontology annotation, cellular component: nucleus; transcription regulator complex. Gene Ontology annotation, molecular function: DNA binding; transcription coactivator activity. The transcript has 5 exons. The record is from RefSeq and is a predicted model, not a curated record.